AUGGCACAAACUCAAGACAAGACCAGCGCCGUCCUUCACCGAGAUACGCGCUUCAUCCCCAAGAAGGCUGUUGGUGGUAAGGGCAGCUACAUUUUCUUGGAAGAUGGGACCAAGUUCCUUGAUUCAACAUGUGGUGCAGCUGUCUCAUGUCUGGGACACGGCCAUGAAGGAGUCACCCAAGCCAUCAAGGAUCAAAUGGACCAAUUGUCCUACUGUCACUCUGCCUUCUUUGGCACUGAGGUAGCUGAAGAACUUGCCCAAUUGUUAGUUGACUCCACUGGCGGAAAGCUAUCCAAGCUCUUUGUAGUCAGCUCAGGCUCUGAGGCUAUCGAGGCUGCACUCAAGCUGGCACGUCAAUAUUUCUUGGAACUCCCUGCGCCUCAGCCGGAGCGUACGAGGUUCAUCGCACGUCUUCCUUCUUACCAUGGCACUACCCUGGGUGCCCUUUCUGCUGGCGGACACGUGCAGCGUCGGCAACCAUUCGAGCCUCUCCUAUCCAAGAACACAUCCCACAUUUCUCCUUGCUAUGCAUAUCGCAACAAGUCUGACGGGGAAUCUGACGAAGACUAUGUUGCCCGUCUCGCCGCCGAACUAGAUGCUGAGUUCCGUCGUGUUGGUCCCGAGACUGUGUGUGCAUUUAUUGCUGAGCCGGUCGUUGGCGCGGCUCUUGGUUGUGUGCCAGCAGUACCAGGAUACUUCCCAGCAAUGAAAGCCGUCUGUAAAAAGUACGGCGCACUCCUCAUCUUCGACGAGAUCAUGUGUGGAAUGGGCCGUUGCGGAACACUGCAUGCCUGGGAGCAGGAGGAUGUCGUCCCUGAUAUUCAGGCUAUUGGAAAAGGUCUGGGUGGUGGGUACACCCCGGUCUCAGGCAUCCUCGUAGAUGACUCUAUUGUCCAGACUAUGGACAAGGGCACUGGAGUGUUCCGCCAUGGACAGACAUACCAAGGCCACCCGAUCUCAUGUGCUGCUGCACUAGCCGUGCAGAAGACUAUCAAGCAGGAGAAGCUUCUGGAUAAUGUCCGGGAAAUGGGAGCUUAUCUUGAAAAGCAGCUGAGGCAGCGAUUUGAGAGUCACCCUUAUGUGGGAGAUAUUCGAGGAAAGGGCCUAUUCUGGGGUCUCGAGUUCGUCAAAGACAAGGCCACGAAAGAGCCUUUUGAUCCCAACGACCGCUUGUCAUUCCUUAUCCAGGAGAAGGGUCUGCAGCCGGAGCAUAGCGUCUCGCUGUAUUGCAGCUCUGGCACUGUGGAUGGAAUCAAAGGAGACCAUCUGAUACUUGCACCGGCUUAUAUUGUGUCCAAGGGGGAAAUUGACAUUAUUGUGGACGCCCUGGAGAAGGUUCUAGAGGAAGUUUUUGCAGCGCUACAGAAAUAG
Penicillium arizonense is the source of this 1371-nucleotide messenger RNA. Its product is annotated as aminotransferase, class III. The record is from RefSeq and is a predicted model, not a curated record. Gene Ontology annotation, molecular function: pyridoxal phosphate binding; transaminase activity. NCBI's taxonomy places the organism in Eukaryota, Fungi, Ascomycota, Eurotiomycetes, Eurotiales, Aspergillaceae. The coding region runs from base 1 to 1371 and encodes 456 amino acids. Gene Ontology annotation, cellular component: cytosol. The transcript is spliced from 5 exons.